CUCUGCCUUGCACCCAAUCAUUGUAGACCCAUUAUUACCCUUUGUUUGUAGCGUAAAUUAGUAUUAUUAUCUAUUGUCUGGUUUAGCGUUUUCCUUUCGGUCAUUUGCAUCACGUAUUCGUCGUGUAAAGAGUCGCAGAUAUUUGUCUGUAUUGUGGACUGUUUAUUUAUCUGUUAUAUAUUUUAAUUGUAUUAGCCUCCCGGAUCGGAAAACGUUUGAAAACCGCUGUUCUUUGCCAAGAAUAUAAAGAAGUGAUUUAUGCAGGUGUCUUGUUUGUGGACAAAGGGGCUGAGAGUGGCGCGUUCGAUACGUUUUCAUUGUGUCUCGUCGAUAUAGAUUCCGGGCUAUCAAAAAGACGUGACAUAAAAGUUUUCAAACGUGCUUCAAAAUUCAAACGAUUUCAAGUCUCCAAACAUAAUUUGUGAAGUUUUCAAUGAUAUUAACGUUAAUACCAAAAUUCUCAAGUUUUCAACCAAAGGGUUUCAAACAUUAAUUCGGGUUCUCAAUAAUGGCAACCGGUGGUAGGUCGGAUGACCAACAUCAGGCAAUGAUUAGCAAUGCUCCUGGCAGUUUUAAUGAAUUUAAAACUCAUCUAGAUGUUUGCAGGAGUUCCAGUGACGUUAGCGACGUGAGUUCUUCAGCGUCAUCGACUUUCUCCGUCCGGAAUGCAAGAGUGAAGUUGGAGCUGGCACGCCUAAAGGCCCGUCAAGAAGAAGAACUCUCAGCUUUAGAAUACGACUUGCGUAAGCUUCAGACAAGACACGCUUUACAGGCUGCUGAAACAGAAUCAAAGCUGUGCCAGGGCGAAGCGAAAAAUGCCAUUGAUCAUUGCUCAAUGAUGGAACCGAGUCGCGGAUAUCGCGAAGCUAUGAGAGAGCUGAAGAAUGAAUAUGGUAAAGAUCGUGUCAUUUCCCGCACCUGUUUGGACAGGUUGAAGCGUGGUCCGAAGUUGAACUUUGACGACGCGAAAGGUAUGCAAGCGUAUGCGCGACUGAUGCGGAAAUGUGGCUUAGUUCUUGGAGAAAUCAGUCAAUCGAUUACUCAUGAGAAGUUGGAGCCACUGCUAGUUGAUGAAUUCUGGCGUCGAUGGAUUAAAGAGUACCUGCCAACAAUAACACAAAGGUCAAAAUGGACGAGAGGACGUGAUAACUUCAAAGUCGACGAUAUGGUUCUGCUAGUUGAUGAAUCGAUUCCUCGCGGUCGAUGGACUGUUGGGAUGGUUAUAAAUACCUUCCCAGACAAACAUGGACUCGUCCGCUCAGUGUUGGUGAGAACCGGCACAAAUGUUGUCAGACGACCCAUUACUAAACUAUGUCGAUUUCUAGAAGACCAAAAAUAGUGGAUCGAAUUAUUGUUUCAUUUACGUUUAAUUUUUUAGAAUAUAUUCCCUGGGUCAUAUAUUCGGGUGGGGGUAUGUUACGUUGUAAACGUACGUUUGUCGUAUAUUUUGCCACUGUAUGCAGUGCAUCGUGCUCUGCCUUGCACCCAAUCAUUGAAGACCCAUUAUUACCCUUUGUUUGUAGCGUAAAUUAGUAUUAUUAUCUAUUGUCUGGUUUAGCGUUUUCCUUUCGGUCAUUUGCAUCACGUAUUCGUCGUGUAAAGAGUCGCAGAUAUUUGUCUGUAUUGUGGACUGUUUAUUUAUCUGUUAUAUAUUUUAAUUGUAUUAGCCUCCCGGAUCUGAAAACGUUUGGUGAGAAAUUUGCCUUUUGUUGUUGUUAUAUGCUUUGACUUAUGUUAAUCAAU
Styela clava is the source of this 1743-nucleotide messenger RNA. The record is from RefSeq and is a predicted model, not a curated record. NCBI's taxonomy places the organism in Eukaryota, Metazoa, Chordata, Ascidiacea, Stolidobranchia, Styelidae.